Ophidiomyces ophidiicola is the source of this 1956-nucleotide messenger RNA. RefSeq lists its product as uncharacterized. NCBI's taxonomy places the organism in Eukaryota, Fungi, Ascomycota, Eurotiomycetes, Onygenales, Onygenaceae. The record is from RefSeq and is a predicted model, not a curated record. The coding region runs from base 1 to 1956 and encodes 651 amino acids. The transcript has 2 exons.
AUGACUUCUACAGCACAGUCACAACCAAACAACACCCCGGCUCAUCAUUCGCAACACCAGAAUCCGCUUACCCAGAAGCCUUUUCCUGCAAAUACUGUUCACAGUCUUCCGGCCAGCACGGCGUCAUAUACAGCAGACAACCACUUAGCAGGUCUCGUUGAAGCCGCAACUGCUGCUGCUGGCCAGAACGUCGGAUGGACACAUUCCGACGACGACGACACGGCAAUGGCUGGAGAGACUCGGGCAUUGCAAAACUCCCUUGACGGGUACACAGUUGGCAUGCAGCUAGAAGAUUCAUAUGCAAAUCAGGGAAAUGCCCCCAACCCACAUUUUAUUCUUCCCCCACGUACAGGUCCUCGACCAAUUGCUCCGGCGGGCGGUCCGAUUCCGCUGUCCGAGGCGAACGCCGCUGCCCGUAAGCGAAAAAGGGGAGAUCCAAAUGUUGAUCCUUCAAUCACGGGGAAUCCAAACUUUACAACAAAUAGUAGUGAAACCGGGCUCUCGAAUCCUAAUGAAUACGCUGCUAGAGAACUUUCUCAUCGGCAUUCCACUUCAAAUACUCGAGUAACCGGGGUUUAUUCAGCAGUCGCACUCUUUCGACAGCCCUCAGCAACAAGCAAAAAGUACACUCGCCCUCCAAUGUCAAAGCUCUUCACAUCGUUAGAGUUGUCCCCCGAGAAUUUUCUUCACUUGCAAGCCGCUGCUAAGGCUUACAUGCUUGAUGAAGAUCAUCCAGAACGUCGGGAUUGCGUUGGGCAACGCGGCAAAGGUGACACGGAAAUGGUGAGGCUAAGGCUUUGGAAUUGUGUUAGUGAUUUUCUUGAUAAGGAAGGGAACGGCCCUCGUUUCUUUGGAGAGAAUGAUGUCAAUGAAGGGAUGGAACCACGCCAGAUGGUCUGGCCUCGAGAUGAUCAGAAAAUAAUAUCUCUGAUGAUGCCUCUGCUUCGGCGCAUGGUAACAAAUGAGCGGCAGCGGCAAUAUGCUAUUGAAACUAGGAAAGGUGGGAGUUCGGAAGAAAAGAAACGGAAGCAGACGGAGAUCAGAAGCUCCGAUUCAGCUGCUGGUGAUAGUGUAGUUCCCUUUCAGCAACCCUCCGAGACAGAUGUCGAAAUCCUCCGCCUUCUCCCCGCUGGAUACCCUUCCGAGUGGCAAUCAAUCACACAGUGUUACGAGUCCUAUAACCAAAAUUUUCGCCUCGAUCAACUUGGCGCUAUAUGCGGACUUCCCCGUCCGGAUUGGCUGGGAUUGAUCGCAGCUAUUGAUUGCCAUUACCAAACAGACCACCAUGGGCAUGCUGCAGAAUGCGAUCAGCCUUGUCUGGAUUGCAUGGUCAAUAACAUUGUUUCCUCGGAAUGCGUCGCAAAUGCGAAUUGGAGGGUUGGCGGGUCGACUGACGAUUCUUCGGUACGGACAUAUUUUGCUUCCAACAUCAUACGGGAUGCAUCCCAUAUAAUUAGAGAAAUGCUUGUUGGCCGCACCGAUGAUCAACAUGAUCCAAAUAUUGCCCAGCCUACAAUCUUUUCUGGGCCAUCUAAUUCUGAGCGAAUUUCCCCACCACCAUUACCCUCUGGCCUACUACCAACUGUAUCCACUACUCAAUCAAUACAGCACUCACAGAAGCAAUCAACGAACUCCGCAAGGGUUAUUGUCAAUGUGGUUCAAAAUGGAGAUGACAAGCGUCUGUUACCACGGGUGGAAUUUCAAGGCGAACAAACAGCCAGCCUUUCAUUACUUCUCACUAAUGCCCGCCAAUAUCAUCAGCAGCGCCAUCAGCAACCACAGCGAUUCCAAAACGAUAUAUUGUCUAACAAUAUCCGAGUAAGGGCAUGGCUUAAAGAUGGAUUAACGUUGAUUAGAAAUGAUGAGGAAUGGAUGGCUGCUCUAAUGGCGUCGCACAUGGUUGACUGGAUGGAUGGAGAACUUCGUGUUGUUCUCGAUGCCGAUGGGACGCUGUAG